This is a messenger RNA of Drosophila santomea, 610 nucleotides long. RefSeq lists its product as uncharacterized. The coding region runs from base 125 to 397 and encodes 90 amino acids. The transcript has a single exon. The record is from RefSeq and is a predicted model, not a curated record. NCBI's taxonomy places the organism in Eukaryota, Metazoa, Arthropoda, Insecta, Diptera, Drosophilidae.
CUAUUCAUUUUAAUACUUUGGCUAUCAGUCACAGAGCAAUUUUAUACGUUCUAGCUACUUAAAAAAAAUCAAAGAAAUUACCAGCAAAAUUAGCCGUCUUAUGCGGUAAACGAAAUUAACGCAAAUGGGUCUAAAACGCUUUGUAUCCUCUUUGAUUCGCAAGUCACCGAUCAGUCCAUCGGAGCCUGGGAAAUUGGCUGCUGGUUGCCCAGCCGUGUUCGCCCAAGACGGCAUGUGGAGCGCCAAGUUCAAUAGUGCCAAGUCCAAUCCGGAGAGGAUUAACGGACAGGCGAUCGCCUGCAAGCAAGAGUCCUGCCGCAAGGAUGCCGACUUAGCACCCUCAAUUCGACUCCCACGCAAACGUUCUUGGCUACAGAGGCGCAUAAUUCCCUCGUAGUCCUCGCGUGGUAAAAAUCCCCAGAAAUGCUAAAUCUGUAAUCGCAAUUGCCAACCCAAGUCGACGUUUUGCAGUUUCACGCUCUGGUGUGCCAAGUAAAUGAUUUAUUACUUCAAUUACUUGAUUUUCACUCAUUUGCUGGGAUGUUAUGAGCCUAGUUGCAAAACAAAUUUUAGUGAUUAAAGAGAAUUUUCGGAAAAAUUAAAACACGUA